AUGGUGUGGUGGAGAAUUUGGAUGAAACGCCUUCGUCCCAGCUGCGAGAUUUUUGGAGGGAAACGCCUGGAGCCGCCGAGGUUAUGUCUGUCCCCUCUGAGAGUUUUGAAAGCCCUUGAUGAAACUCCCAAGAGCCACAUGAGCCACAUGUUUGAAGCCAUAAGCUCGAUUAAUCCUGUCAUUACCAUUAAAUCUGAAAAGAAAAGGGAAGCGGUUGUUUUUCCAAAUCACUGGAGCUACAUAACGGCAAGAAGAAGCAGACAGAGUUCAUGGGCUGAGUCUUCUCUCCAUGGGUGCCAAGCUAGCCGACUCCCCAAACUCCCUCGCUUCCAAUCAGACGUCGUCUUCCCCAUCGUCGGUUACCCUUCAGAUGUCCGGCACGUCAUCCUCGAUCCAAACUCCGGUGCUCUGUCCGGUCUAUCUCCGGGAGGCAUCCUCGUCGACAUGACUACCUCCGAUCCUUCUCUAGCCGCCGAGGAGAUAUCCAAAGCCGCUUCCUUCGUCAACUGCUUCUCGAUCGAUGCUCCCGUCUCUGGAGGAGACCUCGAUGCUUAA
Molecule: messenger RNA, 555 nt
Organism: Eruca vesicaria subsp. sativa (arugula)
Lineage: Eukaryota; Viridiplantae; Streptophyta; Magnoliopsida; Brassicales; Brassicaceae
Source: the annotation of a GenBank genome assembly